This is a messenger RNA of Prorocentrum cordatum, 357 nucleotides long. NCBI's taxonomy places the organism in Eukaryota, Dinophyceae, Prorocentrales, Prorocentraceae. The record is from the annotation of a GenBank genome assembly.
AUGCUGUGGAUGGCGAUUGCGUUGAUUCAGGUUGCGGCCGCCAUGGCGGUGAUAGAGCACAUGAUGCGACGGGUCAUGGAGGAGAAACCGACGUCACUACACCAAAGCCCGAUCGUGCUCGACUUGCGAGAAAAAUCAAAGGGGUACGUGCCGAAGUUCGAGCCGAACUUCUUUGUCGCAUUACCGCUGCCCAAAACUCUUCGUCCAUUUUGCGGAAAUCAUUGGCCAGCUCUUCCAAUACAUUCAACCAACUCCAAAGCGAGGCUGGACAACUGUUUGGAGGCCACGCAGGCAUCGCAGCCACCGCUGCGCCGCAGAAGCUUGCCGUGCGCAAGCCUACCGCUGCUCAACUAUUAG